AUGGAACCAUCAAUAUCGCCUUCUUUGGGAGAUGACGCAGGCCUCGCACUGAGUCCGGCGGCGGAAAAUGAAGAGCCUGCACAGAAACGACCGCGGCGAUCCAGAAUGGCGCGUCGCCAAGGCAACAAUCAUCUUUCGGCGAGCUUGUUGCAGCGUGCGCUUGAUAUCUUCUAUGCACGACAUUACAGAAUAGAGUUUUGUUCGCUUUUCCCCGUGUCAUCGCUUGAAGUCGACACGUUGCGUCGCCGAUCAGGAUUUCCGGCUCAUGCAUUGGUCGCCCUAUCUGGACUUUAUAUGAGUCGGGAGGAAGUGGUGGGAGAAGGAUUUACGACGCCGACGGCAUUGUCGCACGCGAUAGUGUCACGAGAGUACUCUCGUCAAUCUGUCGAUGCGCCUUCAAAUAUAACGCGAGAUAUAGUCUACCUUCAUUGUGAUCAGGCUAAUAAGUUCGUUUUAGCUACUUAUGCGCAAGUAAAGGGAGAUUUUCGAGAAACCAUCCAUCACUCGAGCGGUGCGGAAGGCGGUCUCAGUCAGCUGGAGCAGAAAAUCGAUAAGUUAUAUGGCUCGCUACCUCCUACCCUGCAGUGGACCAGACAAAACAGAACAAUUUUCCGACACACGAAUCAAGAAGCGCUAUUUGUCAAUUUCCAUUUCCUGCUUUGUCAUGCGAGAUGUGUGAUGUAUCAAGAGUACAUUCCGUAUCACGCCACGACAUAUGUGGCAUCGGGCGAUCAGGGACUUCAAUAUUAUGGUGCUCUAAUUAGCCCUUAUGCUAAUGGUCCGGAUAGCAGAACAAUAUCUGUUUGCGUCUCCAGCUCGGAAGCUAUCAUCGAUAUGAUGGCCGAACUGUCUCCGCGCAAACAGCUCCGGCGGAGCCAGAGAUUUGCAAUCCUUUUUUGCGGCACAAGCAAUGUUGUCCGCUGUGAACAUUCAGUUAUGGCUCCAAUACGUCGAAAGAAAAGACGACGAGACUUGCAAAAAUGCUGCCGCGAGGGUCGCGGAAGUAACUGCCAUCUUCCGGACUGGAAAUCGCAGUGGCUAGUGGCAGCCGCAUGGAUGAGCACGCUCGCAUCACUCCGCCAGCUCUAUCAGGCCACAUACGAAACUGCGAUUUCCAGUCCGGAAGAUGCCCGCCCUAACGGUGGAGAUACAGAGGCGGAUGAAGAGGCGCCUCCUCCUCCUCCUCCUCCUCCUCCUCCUCCUCCUUCCGUCAUCGAGAGCGAGUCGCAGGAGCGCCUUUCUCCGCAUCUCACUGAAGGCUACGGACUUCCGGACUGA
Cladophialophora bantiana CBS 173.52 is the source of this 1278-nucleotide messenger RNA. RefSeq lists its product as uncharacterized. The coding region runs from base 1 to 1278 and encodes 425 amino acids. The transcript has 2 exons. Lineage: Eukaryota; Fungi; Ascomycota; Eurotiomycetes; Chaetothyriales; Herpotrichiellaceae. The record is from RefSeq and is a predicted model, not a curated record.